Delphinapterus leucas (beluga whale) is the source of this 724-nucleotide messenger RNA. RefSeq names its product protein tyrosine phosphatase non-receptor type 20 (gene PTPN20). NCBI's taxonomy places the organism in Eukaryota, Metazoa, Chordata, Mammalia, Artiodactyla, Monodontidae. Gene Ontology annotation, molecular function: protein tyrosine phosphatase activity. Gene Ontology annotation, biological process: lymphangiogenesis; protein dephosphorylation. The record is from RefSeq and is a predicted model, not a curated record. Gene Ontology annotation, cellular component: cytoplasm.
GAUGAUUCAACAUGUGUUCCUCUUGGAGAAAACAAGGACUACAUCAACGCUAGUUAUAUUAAAAUAGUCAAUUCUGGAGAAAUAUUAUUAUAUUGCUACCCAAGGACCACUGCCAACUACCACAAAUGACUUUUGGCAAAUAGUUUUGGAAAAUAACUCUAAUGUUAUUGUCAUAAUAACCAGAGAGGUAGAAGGUGGAGUUAUCAAAUGCCACCAUUACUGGCCCGUUUCUAUGAAGAAACCUUUGGAACUGAAAAAUUGUCAUAUCUUCCUGGAGAACUACCAGAUACUUCAAUAUUUCAUCAUUCGAGUAUUUCAAGUUGUCAGGAAGUCCACAGGAGCUAGUCACUUUGUAAAACACUUGCAGUUCACCAAGUGGCCAGACCAUGGCACUCCUGCCUCAGCAGAAGGUUUUAUAAAGUAUGUUCGUUAUGUGAGGAAGAGCCACCUUACAGGACCCAUCAUCGUUCACCGCAGUGCUGACGUGGGCCGGACAGGGGUGUUCCUAUGUGUGGAUGUUGUGUUCUGUGCCAUUGAAAAGAACUUUCCAUUCAACAUCAUGAAUAUAGUGGGCCAAAUGAGAGAACAACGUUAUGGAAUGAUCCAAACAAGGAGCAGUAUAUCCUUUGUUAUAAAAUUGUGCUUCAAGUUCUUCAGAAGCUUCUGACUUUAAAGUAAGAAAGACUUCUGUUGCUUCACACUUGAAAUUACCAAGUGUCUUGGC